GACUGGUGGAGAAUCGAUUGGGGAUGGAGACCAUGGUCAAGACCGAAACAGCAAUAAGACCCUUCACGGCAUGCCCGUGGACCCAUUGAGGUCGAUGAAAGGCAUAAAAAGGCACUUCUUUCCCCCUCGAAAAGCAAGAUAACAAGAUGAACAUUGAGCUCCAGAGCAUCAAAACCCAGAACCCAACCAGACACUGAAGAAGACACCCGACAUGGCGAUCUCGUCCCACGACUUCAAGCUCAUCAAGCUUGGGUUGGCCAUCUUGACAGCCUCCAAGGCAUUUGCCAAUCCGCUUCCAGAACAGCCAAAGCGCCGACCCGAGGAGCCCCUCAACCCUGGCUUCGAGACGGGCAAUCUUCAAGGCUGGCAAGUCGUUCAUGGCAAUGCCUUUGGAGACCGCUCCGUUACCGAUCUGGCCUCGUACUGGGGCGGCCCCUUUUACCAAGACCAGAAGCACUUCAUUUUGGGCACCGCCCAGGACGGAGAGUCGGCCGUGGGCGAGCUCAGAUCAAGCUCGUUCCGGGCAAACUCUGCUCUGAGCUUCCUCAUCGGCGGGGGAUAUGAUCCAGACAAUCUUUACGUUGGCCUCGUCAGGGACCGUGACGGCCAGUUGCUUUUAAAGCAGACGGGGACCAAUGACGAGGCCCUCAUCCGCAUUGUCUGGGAUACCGGGAAAUGGUCUGGCCAAGAGGUCCACGUUGUCAUCCACGACAACAGCACGAAGGAGUCCUGGGGCCAUAUCAACUUCGACGACCUCCGCCUCGGUGAUGCUGCUCUUGGCAACGGACCAGGGCUGACCUUCCAGCCCAUCGGUCAAGCAAACCAACCGCCGGCGCACGAUCAGCCAGCAUGCUCACUCUUCGCCGAGGACCCGCUGCGCCCGCAGUACCACUACACGCAGUACCAAGGAUGGAUCAACGACCCGGCCGGGCUUGUGCAGUGGAAAGGUCGUCACCACCUCUUCAGCCAGUAUUACCCGGCCGCUCCCUUCUGGGGCCCGAUGUACUGGUCCCAUGCCGAGAGCCCUGAUGCGGUCCACUGGCGCGAGCUUCCUGUCGCCCUCACUCCGAAGCCGGCAGAGCCUGGCGAUGAGUCUGGACGCUUCACCGGCAGUGCCAUGAUCCAUGGAGACGAGUUGCAUCUCGUCUUGACCGACUAUUUCGACACGAGAGCCCACCCCGACGCAGUUCAAGAAAACGUCAUCGUCGCCAGCAGCAGCGACGGCGUCAACUUUACGCUGUCCCCUCAGAACCCCGUCAUUCCCGCCCCUCCAGCGGGAGCCCCUGCAUUCUUCCGUGAUCCCAAAGUCUUCCAUGACCCGACAGACAACUCUACAAAGUUGGUGAUUGGUGCGUCCAACGGGGAACGGGGCCAGGUUCAGCUGUACCAUGCCCCAGCGUCUGACCCGUUUUCCUGGUCCCACGUCGGCGUCCUGUACACCGGAGAGGAAGGCACCGAUGCGCUUUGGGAAUGCCCCAACUUCUUCCCGCUUGGCGACAAAUGGGUGCUCUUUUAUGGUUCCAAGGCGUUGGGAGUUUACGAGACGGGGACUUACAACGGGUCCGUCUUCGUGAGCGAGAAGCGUGGCCUCGUCGAUGCCGGCCCGGCGAGCUAUGCGAUGCAGUGGUACAAGGACGAGUCCGGACGCGACCUAGCCAUCUCCUGGAUGGCGAACUGGCCAACCACCAAGUGGCCGAGCCGCGCCAACGGCUGGGCCGGACAGCAAUCCAUCACUCGGGAGCUGUUCCUCAGGGCCGACGGCGGCUUGGGUAGCCGUCCCAUCGCGGAGCUCGACAGCCUCGCAAGCGGUCCCGCCAGACAGUUGGGCCCGCUCCAAGUCAGCGAUGAGGCCGUUGACAUUGGCAACACCAACACGGCGAGGCUAAAGCUCACUGUCGAUCUCGGCGAGACGAGCGCCUCCUCCUUGACGCUAUCCCUGUUCCAAUCUCAGGCAGAGUCCACGCUCCUCACCUACCAUACCGGAAACCAAACCCUGACCUUGGAUACCACCAAUGCUGGCUAUGGCCAGGCAGGAACGUGGGAGGCGGUCCUCGCUAAGCCAGCAGACAACAAGUUGACAUUGGACAUUUUCCUCGACCGCUCGGCUUUGGAGGUUUUUGCUGGAGACGGUACUGUCAUGUCGGCGACGGUUUGGCCUCGAUAUCAGGAAUCGACAGGCAUUAGCGUCGUUGGGAACCAGGGAACUGUGGCCUUGAGCGCCGUCUCGGUCACGCCCCUCGGUUCGAGCUGGUGCUAAGCGCAAUUCGAGAUGUCGGCCAACUCUCUUGGGG
Molecule: messenger RNA, 2291 nt
Organism: Chaetomium fimeti
Lineage: Eukaryota; Fungi; Ascomycota; Sordariomycetes; Sordariales; Chaetomiaceae
Product: sucrose-6-phosphate hydrolase
Exons: 1
Coding region: 212-2257 (681 amino acids)
Biological process (GO): carbohydrate metabolic process
Molecular function (GO): hydrolase activity, hydrolyzing O-glycosyl compounds
Source: RefSeq, a predicted model, not a curated record